AUGACAACGGACCUGAGUUAUCAGACUAUUCGCUCAGCCCAUCAGGCUCGUGAAUCAGAAGAACAACGAUCAGCCAAUCGAAAGAAAAAUCUUCUAUUACUGGUGAUGCACUACUUGAGUGAAGAGGGCUAUGUCGAGUCAGCCAUGUCUCUGUCUCGUGAAACCAAUUUGGACUUUAGAAAAUACGAAGUCUGUGACAAUGUGGAUUUAGAGACCAUACUAAUGGAGUACGAAAGCUAUUAUUAUGUAAAAUUCCACAAGUUCCCAAGGAUAACAAAGAAACUGAAAGAUCACCAGCCAAUGUCCGAUUCAUUGCGAGGAAGUCAUAAAAUUCGAACCUCAAAAAAGUCUGUCUCCUUCAUGUUUCUACUUACUAUGGAGUUUUCCCUAUUCAGACCUGUUUUACCGAGUCUAUUGCUUAAUAAGCCCCGCAAUUUCCUUGAUGAAAACGGGGCUGGAGAUAUUUCGAUGGAACGGCAAAAUUAUUCUGCGAAUUGUCGACCGAAAUGGGGUGAGAAGGGAGCAUUUAGAAAGUCAAAAGCCGACGCAAUCAACACUGAGAAGCAUCUCGAUGUGAACAGUGCGGUAACUUUGUCAAUUGAAGGCAAGUCGGACAUGAACAAAUCUAACCAAUGCACAAACGGAUCAGUAGUUGUUCGCACUGGGCCACAGAACACAACGUGUGCAGACACACCAUCGUCUAUGCAAACCUCUGUUGGACCACAUAGACCUGGACAGAUUGUCGAUUAUCGGGUGAUAUUGAACCAGCAAACAAAGUUAACUUCGGAAGAGAUGAGAGGCAAUACAGAUCAACAAGAACGACUUUUGAAGCCCUUAGGUGGGUACGCAGGCUAUACAGGUGAAUGGAGAGAACUUGCAAUGACAAUUUCUCGGGAAAUCUUUCUCGAAAACCCAAACGUUCGGUGGGACGACAUUAUUGGCCUGAGUUCGGCCAAACGACUGGUGAAGGAAGCCGUGGUGUAUCCGAUCAAAUAUCCCCAACUUUUUUCCGGAAUUCUCUCGCCUUGGAAAGGUUUGCUGCUCUACGGGCCUCCAGGUACUGGGAAAACUCUUCUGGCGAAAGCGGUAGCAACCGAAUGUCACACGACAUUCUUCAACAUCUCGGCUUCCACCAUCGUUAGCAAAUGGCGUGGAGACUCUGAAAAGCUUGUUCGAGUACUGUUUGAGUUGGCCCGAUUCCACGCCCCUUCCACGAUCUUUUUGGACGAGCUGGACUCACUUAUGUCACAGCGGGGUUCUGUCGGUGGCACUGCUCCUGGAGGUGGUGGUGGUAGCUACGGUUCUACCGGCGGAGGCGAGCACGAGGGCUCUAGAAGGAUGAAGACGGAGCUACUGAUGCAGAUGGAUGGACUUACAAAGUCGGAUGAUUUGGUUUUCCUGUUAGCCGCUUCCAAUUUGCCCUGGGAACUGGACCAUGCAAUGCUCCGAAGACUAGAAAAGCGCAUUCUGGUUGAUCUACCAAACACAGAAGCACGACAACGAAUGUUUGAAACUUUUCUCCCCUCAUCAUCUGCGUCUACGCCAUCUACUGGACUUCAGAUUAAAUGCAACAUUGACUACGAACUCGUUUCCAAGCUUACAGAAGGCUACUCUGGUUCAGAUAUUCGCCUGGUUUGCAAGGAAGCCGCAAUGCGCGUAGUACGCAAAAUCUUUGAUAUUCUCGAGAAUCCUACAAAAGAAUUCACUCCGGAAACACACAUUCGGCUUGAUCCUGUGACAACCGAGGAUGUGAAGGCUGCCAUCGAAUCAACGAUGCCUUCGGCGCGACAUCUGUCUGGACGGUACCAAGAGUGGCAACGAAACUAUGGAUCCUCUUGACCCAAAUGAAUUUUGUAUACCAGUAUUCGAUGAAAUCCACCUGAGUCUCUGUAACGCAAGAUUGACUAACGGAUAUUAUGGAAGUGAUUUUUCUUUGUUGCUCUGGUAUUAGCCACUGAUAUUCCAUCCCACGAACACGUUUUGGACCAUUACCAGAGAGAAGAGAAUGUUUUUGUAUGCAGCAUUAUUGCUUUUCUCUUCUUUACGUCGUCGUAAUUCAGCAAUGCUGACCAGCUUACACAAUGAGGUUUCGUUUUUCCAAAAAGUAUUAG
Opisthorchis viverrini is the source of this 2111-nucleotide messenger RNA. RefSeq lists its product as hypothetical. The record is from RefSeq and is a predicted model, not a curated record. The transcript has 14 exons. The coding region runs from base 1 to 1839 and encodes 612 amino acids. Gene Ontology annotation, molecular function: ATP hydrolysis activity; ATP binding; protein binding. NCBI's taxonomy places the organism in Eukaryota, Metazoa, Platyhelminthes, Trematoda, Opisthorchiida, Opisthorchiidae.